Messenger RNA from Esox lucius (northern pike), 10239 nucleotides. RefSeq names its product zinc finger homeobox protein 3. The transcript has 7 exons. Gene Ontology annotation, cellular component: nucleus. Gene Ontology annotation, molecular function: RNA polymerase II cis-regulatory region sequence-specific DNA binding; DNA-binding transcription factor activity, RNA polymerase II-specific. The coding region runs from base 288 to 7232 and encodes 2314 amino acids. The record is from RefSeq and is a predicted model, not a curated record. Gene Ontology annotation, biological process: regulation of transcription by RNA polymerase II; brain development; regulation of neuron differentiation. NCBI's taxonomy places the organism in Eukaryota, Metazoa, Chordata, Actinopteri, Esociformes, Esocidae.
UAUGAUCAGACCUCACUCUUCCUCUCCCCCUCUCACAUCCCUCCGUCCAAACUGUAGAUAUAGCUUUAAGAACAACGAUUUUAGGAAAACUGAGGACUCCGUUAUGGUGGUGUCUCUGCUGCUGUCUUCUCCUGCGCUCUCUCUGGUCAAGAGAUAGUAUGUGGAUGUUAAAUAUACCCGCUAUUUGACUGGAUUACUACUGAUAAAGACAGCUCCAAGGAGUCCGGAUACGCUGCCGCCACCUUACACAUGUGGGGUAGUGAUGUGUGGCUGUUGUAGGUGUGGUUAUGGACAGAGGUGAGGGAGGGAGAGGAAGGGAUGGAGACAGAGAGGGAGGAGAGGAGAGAGAACGUGACACCAGCCCCAAGCCAUUAACCCAUCCUCUCCUGAACCUGGAAGUGAUUCCCUGGGAGGGGUUGUCCUCUCAUACCUCAGCCCCGGCCCCUGCCAAAGAGCCCCCCAUCCUGACCCAGACAGAGCAAGGGCGUGUAGAGGGGACCGCAGGCAGAGAGAUGACCCCAGGAUGGGAGAGGGGUGGAGACUCUAGUGGAGAGAAACUCGAGGAAGAGGAUGAGAAACUGAAGGAGAAGAUGGAGAAAGAUAGGUUGUUACUAGAGGAUGACAGAGAGGCAAACGUGGUGAGAAGGAAACCUGCAACAGCCCUUAGCAGCAAACACGGAGGAGAGGAAGACAAUGAGAGGGAUGAGACAGAGGAGGAGGAGAGGGAUGAGGCCACCUCAAACCAAAGCCAAACCAAAUCUAAAUGUAGUGUAUUACCUCGACAGAGCCGGCACAGCUCUGCUUCCAGCCGUGUUAUAACCAUUUCUACACUGAACAGCAACACACACAUCGCUCCUUCCUCUUCUCCAAAGCGCUCUACCUCUCCAAAGCACUCUACCUCUCCUAUCUCUCCUAUUACUUCUCCAAAGCUCUUCACUUGUCCAUCUCUCCAAAACUCUCCAAAGCUUUCCUAUUCUCCUUCAAAUUCUCCAAAGCGCUCUACCUCUUUUUCUGCCUCACCUUCUCAGAGCGAGGCAGAGAUGAGAGACACAGGGAAAGAGCAGGGCAGUAGUCUGGGUGUUCCUCUGAGCUUUAAACUGCAGCCGUCUACCCUGUCUGAGAGUGAUGCCAGGGCAGGCACCGCUUACCCUUCCCUUAUAGCCAAUGGAGAUGCCGCCAAAGUUCCAAAACCAAACAAAAACCCACUAGAGAGAAAGGGAGAUGAGGAAAUUGAAAAAGGAGAAGAAGAGGGACAUGGAGCGAGAGAAAGAGGGGAAGAUGAGAAUGUAGAGGCAGUUUCAAAAUACCUCCACACCUCUCCCUCCUCUCCUUCCUCACCCUCGUCUCCCACCUCACUGAACAGUCACAUGGCCUUGUUGCACUCCCGGAACUCCUGCAAGACGCUAAAAUGUCCCAAAUGUAACUGGCACUACAAGUCCCAGCAGACACUGCAAACCCACCUCCGAGAGAAGCACCCUGAGUCCGGGACCUUGUGUGUGUGCGGGGGCUCCGGGGAGAAGUGCAUGUGUGGGGAAUCAAGGGACGUGUGUGUGUACUGUAGCACCGGCCAGGCUCACCCUCGUUUGUCCCGGGGCGAGAGCUAUGUCUGUGGCUACAAGCCCUACCGCUGUGGCGCGUGUGACUACGCCACUUCCUCUAAGGGGAACCUCAGCAUACACAUGCAGUCAGACAAACACCUGAGCAACGUGCAGGCGGCAGGGCACGCCCAUCCCGCACAGAGCACGCGCACGCAUUCCGCCAUCCCCCAGCCGCCCGCCCCCGCCGCCCCCGCUCACCCCAGCCAACCCCACCCCAGCCAACCCCACCCCCAGGGGAAGAGGUGGCGCUGCGAGGUGUGCGACUAUGAGACUUCCAUUGCCCGGAACCUGCGCAUACACACCACCAGCGAGAAACACACGCAGAACGUGCUGCGCCUGAAGCACACCCACAGCGUUCUGCAGUUGCAGAGGAGCUUCUACCUGGCUCACUGCAGGAGUCUCCCGACUCAGCCGCCGGCACGGCGCAGCCCAGGUGGGGAGCGGUCUACGGACAUGGAUCUGCUUGCAGCAGAGGAUCCAGUCGCCCCUGAGUCAACGCUGACCCCCUCCCCCUCUCCGCCUCCCUCCUCCUCGCCAUCCCCUUCUCCCUCCCCCUCGCCCCCUCCCUCCAUCUCUAAGUCUUUGUCUUCUCCGCUUUCCCCUGGUAUUUUCCAGUGCUUGGUGUGUUCCGCUUUCUCGUCUGACACUCUGGAGUGUUUGGGAUCUCACCUAAGCACCGCCCGCACCCUGCCCCAGUCUGAGUGGCGCUCUCUGGUGGCUGGAGGCUGCUACUGCAGGCUGUGUGGCUACAGCACCCCUCUCAGGGCUAACUUCACCCUGCACUGCCAGACAGACAGACAUAGGGCCCGCUACCAGCUGGCUGCCCACCUCUGGGAGAGAGGCGAGACGGGGGAGGCUGUGGACUGGGAGAAGGUUGGGAAAUUGGUUGCUACAGGAAACCCUGUCCAGCUGAGAUGCAACGUGUGUGAAUUCCAAACCACCAGUCUGGAGAAAAUGAAAAUCCAUAGCAUCAGUUCCCAGCACCAGGCCAGCCUAACAGUCUACAGGUUUUUACAGCAGUAUGACAGCGCAGUGGAUGCAGACUCCUGGUCGUUUCACUGUCUCUUGUGUAACUACUCCUCUCGCUCUAAACUCCAUCUACUGAGACACACCCAUUCCCUGGGUCAUCAGAAGAAGGAGGAACUUCACAAAUUGCCAUUGUUGAGGGGGAGGAGCCUGGAGGAAGGGGUGGAGCUCGCAGCUAUAUUCACCAUUCGAAAGUUUUCCAGCCCUGAAACAGAUGGAAGCAGUGAGGAGGAGUGGGAGAGAAGAGAUUGCCUAUCCCCAGCCAAGCGAUCAUUCUCUGGGUUGGAGGAGACCCAGUGCUCCCUUUCUCCGAAAUGCCCUAGACCGGACCACGUCGCCAGUCAACAACGGACGACUGCCAAGUGUCCACUGUGCCAGGCCUCACUGGAACACAGACACCUGAGAUGUCACCUCACAGUCACACACAGCGUGGCCCAGGACUGUGUGGACAAGCUCAUGAGCGUGGUGUCAGUGGAGCUGCUGGAGAGUCUAGAGGAAAAGGCACAACGGAUGGAGUCCCCCUCAAACGACUCAAACGAUUCAAAUGAUUCCAACUUAAACGGCUCUUACACCAAAGAGCUCCUCUCAAAGGAGAAUCAAACAAACAACUCCUAUAGAAAUAGUGAUGAAGUAAUACCAGCCAAAGAUGCCCCUACUCAACUCACCCCUCCCUGUGAGGACAAGCAGCCAGCAGAGGAUAACCCCUCUCACCCCAUAGAGUCCCCCAGCUCUCCCCCAUCCCCCGCUCCUCUCCCUCUCUCCACCAGCCAUCUCCCCUCACCAGCCUUAUCUUCCUCCCUUACUAACGAUGCUGUGCCCUUCUCUGAUCGUCAUGGUUACAAGUUCCGCUGCGGUAAGUGCAGUCUGGCUUUCCAGACGCAGGAAAAGCUGCAGCUGCACUGGCAGUACCACGCCAUGAGGGCGGCGACGGAGUGCCAUCUCUGUUCUCGCCGCUGCCGCAGCCAAGAGGCCCUUCAGAGACACCUCAUCAACACACACCUGCAAGAUCUACAGGAUUCCCAUCUAGACCAGAGUGGAGCACAUGUCCAACAACCAACCAUCCUCGAAGGGGAUGAAGACGAUGGAGAAGGCAUGAGUGAAGAAGAGCUGGAUAUGAAAGAGGAAGUUGAGGGCGAAGAAGAUGAUCUGGAAGAGGAGGAGAGGCCCAGUCAAGAGGUUGAUGAUAGUGGUCAGGAUGAAGGGCAGCCCUUCAUUAAGGGCUCCAACCAAACAGUGGAACGCUUCCUGGACCCGGCUCGGCCCUACAAGUGUUCUGUCUGCUGUGAGUCCUUUACCCAGAAAACCAUCCUGCUGGUCCAUCAGAACUCUGUGUCCCACCUCCACCGAGUCAGACGGGCUCUGCAGGACUCCAGCCCUGUUCCUUCUGAGACCCUCCAGGGCAUGGACCCCAAACCGUCCCGCUGCAGCCCAGCCCCUGACCCCAGGCCCUACCGCUGCAGAAUGUGUGGGGUGGCCUACAGCCAGAGUUCCACCCUGGAUAUCCACCUCCGUUCCGUGCUCCACCAGACACGUGCCCGUGCGGCUCGGACACAGCAACCACUGAAGCCCCACAGCCAGCAAACUCUUGUGCCAGCCUCAACCUCGACAAAGGUUCCGUAUGCCCAAGUCCCAGCUCUGGUCCAAGCCCAUAUCCCGGCCUCCAGCCCUUUACAUGAAGGAGGGGAGGUGUCCACCAGCAGGCCAGGUCCUCCCUCAGGCUCCCCAAGCCUCUGUACUUCCCUGGGUGAAGCCCCGCUGAAUGUCAUGGUCUCUGGGCAGGCUGAGGGCCAUCAUGCUAAGAGGAGGAGAGUAGAUGACCUGACAGUAUCUAGGGGACAGCAUGACCUCACAUUACUCCAACAGCAGCUAGCUCAAGCCCAGUUAUUACAGCAACAGCAGCAAUUAACCCAGGCCCAGAUACAGCAACACACAGCCCUCCUCCAGCCCCAGAUCUUUAGUCCAACACUGCUGCCCCAUCUCCCCUUGCUGAAGCAACAUCUCCCUAAAACACCAGAGAACCUCCAACAGGGGAACCUCCUGCCUCACCUCUCGUUCUCCCCAGACAGCCUAUUCUCUCUGCAGCAGCAGAUGCUACUGUCUUUCUACCUCUCUGGAGGCUUGCAGCUCAACCCCAACACAACCAUUAAUCAGACCACCUCAGAUCUAGCUCCUCAGACCACCUCAGAUCUAGCUCCUCAGACCACCUCAGAUCUGGCUCCUCAGACCACCUCAGAUCUGGCUCCUCAGACCACCUCAGAUCUGGCUCCUCAGACCACCUCAGCCCCGUCCUCUCAGACCACCUUAGGUCUGGCCCCUCAGAAGAGGGGUCAUGAACUUCCCUCUACAAAUCCAGAGACAACUAGUGUCUAUGUUCCAGCUCGCACCCCAGAAUGUGAGACCCUGGUUGAGACAGCGGACAGUAACUGCACUCUUGAGCAAACAGAGAAAGAGUACAACCCAUCUUCCCCUCUGGAGGGAGCAGGAGAAAGAGAUGGAGAAAUGCAUGACCGUGAAAAGAGGGAAAGAGCAGAGAAGGCCCUCAGAGUUCUUCUGGAGAGAUACGGCUGGGAGCUGGCCCUGCAGUCCACUCAGAGCAGACAGAGACAGCAGCACCGGCCGGUGGAGGGAAGCCCAGAGAAGAAGGACGAGAAGCCGUGUGGAGAAUGUGGCAAACUGUUCUCUGACUCACUGAUUCUGAAGAGCCACCAGGAGUUUGUUCACUGCCAAAUGAUCCCGCCUGUUGAGUUGGAGAGAUUCUCCAGAAAGUACAGGCUGCAGUAUGACCGCCUUUACCCCCUCACACCUUUCACACCAGGGGGCCCUUCUGCGGCACCCCUGACACCAGCUUCAUCACCUGAACCUGCACACCUGCCCCCUGCACCGGCCUCAGAUUCCAACCUGGAUCCAGCCCUAUCCAUACCCCAAGCACCACCCUUCUCCACCCUUGCUCCAGUCCCAACAAAAGAGCUAGCCCCAACACAAGAGCUAGCCCCAACACAAGAGCUAGCCCCAACACAAGAGCUUGCCCCAACACUAGACCCAGCUCAAACCACAGCUGCAACCUUAACAUUCAAAGACCUAGCCUCAGCUGUACCAACACCUGCGACUGUGCCUGCAAUCCUGUCCCCAGCCCAAGACCCAGUCAUUCCCCUCCACACAGCUCUACCAUCCCCCUCUCCUCCUCCACAUCUACAGCAGCAGCAGCAGGAAAUUAGCACAACAACAACCAGCCCUUGCCCAAAUUAUCUAGCUGUCACACCCCAGCUCAAACUCUCCAUAUCUCCUCUUCCCCUACCCCAACUCCCCCUGCCCCCUUUAGCCAAUCUCCCCCUGCCCCAUAUUCCCUUCGCCAUGGACCCUCCUCUCCUCCCCUUUGGUCUGAUGCAGCCCAUGGCCCUCCAGUCUGUACUUCAGUACCACUCCCUGUUAUCACCCGGUCAUCCGCAAUCCCUGUCUUACCACGCUACCACACACACUACCCAUAACCCACCUCUAGCACCGUACUGUAACACACACUCUGCUCCAAGCCCAGCCCUGCCCUCUAUGAAGCGUAGGUCAGAGGAAGGGCCAAAUACAGGGUCUCUAGGUGACUUGGCCAGUGAGAGAUAUGAUGGGGCUGAUAGAGAGGUAGAAAGGGAUGAGCAGAGGCGGGAUAGGCGACAGAGGACCACUAUCAGUGCCGAGCAGCUAGAGGUUCUGUACCAGCGCUACAGUCUGAACUCCAACCCGACCCGCUCUGUGCUAGAGGGCAUCACCAGGGACACAGGCUUGAAAAAACGUGUGGUUCAGGUGUGGUUCCAGAACACCAGGGCUCGUCAGAGGAAGGGCCAACUCCAGACCAUGGGAAGAGGAGAUCUGGGCAUGGUUGAGAACAACAGACGCUGUCCGUUCUGCAGGGCUCUCUUCAAAGCUCAGAGUGCCCUGGUUGCCCAUGUGAGGGCCCGCCAUUGGUCCCAGUCGGACAGAGCUGCUCAUGGCCUGUCUCCUCACAUAGGUUCUGCUGACGACUUGGGCUUCUCCAACAAUCAUGGUUCAUCACUUUCCCCUCUCACAACCAUGGUUCCCUCUCUCUCCCUCCAUCCUUCUCUUUCUCCGGUCUUUCAUCCGUCCCCAAGCCCCUUUCAUCCCCCCACAAGCCCUGGCGUCGGCCCUGCUAAAAAAAACGAAGCCUUUGGGAAGAAUGAAUUGACCUUUGACCUGAACCAACCCGACAUAGAAGAAGAGGAAGAGGAUGAGGAAGCUCUGUCUACAAAGAUAUCGCCUUCACCUGAGCGGGCUCAAGAUGGUAACCGUAGCGAUCUGUUGUCUUUGGGGUACAGUUAUGGGAUGGCGAGCUUCAAUGUUCAAGACACCGGUCUGUCUGAUAGUGUGGAUAAGAAUGGACCAAGGCAGCAGCAGCAACAGCGGCAGCGCACCCAGAUGACCCCCCAGCAGAUCGCCCAGCUGAGAGCCUGCUACAGGGAUCACCCCACCCCCAGCCCACAGCAGUGUGAGGGUCUCGGGCAGCAGCUGGGCCUGCCACGCAGGGUGGUGCAGGUGUGGUAUCAGAAUGCCCGAGCCAAGGAGAAGAGGGCUAGGAGCCUCCGGGUGGAUCCGACCACAGGGUAGUGAGGGAUAGACUGUGGACAGGGGAGAGAACGCAAACAGCCAUGAACUAAGUGCACGUCAGUCAUUACUGUUUACUAACCACACACACAGCGAAGAACCAACUAGAUGCCACAGAAGCCAAAGAGCAUUCUACCCGUGUAACUCACACCCUCCUCAGCCCAAAAACAUCAGAGGGAAGCUUUAAGACACCUCCUUUCCUCUCCUGUCCUCCGACCAAUACCUCAGGAGUUAAGCCCUCCAAGGAAACAGAUCUCCUAUUCCAGACCAUAUAAUCUGGAGACCCAGAAAAGAGUAUGUGUCCUGUCCUCUUCUGUUGAAAGAGGUUACUAGUGUUGUAGUUAAUUCUGGUGUAAGUAGGAACAGACUCUAGCAUACUGUUAAAGAGGUAGUCUGACAUUUUAGUGCGUAGAGCAUUCUUUCAAAGUAAAAUAAAAACAAAACAAAAUUCAAUUAAAAAAAGAAUUAAUAUUCUUCACAAAGAUCUUCUGCAAAGACUGGCUUGGAUUCCAAAGCUCGUAACCAAAACCGUACAUGUCUGUGGAUUGUGUUGUCAAUAUUGUGGUUUUCAUUCCCAAACUGCAGAACAGAGCAAACCGUGAAGGGUUGAACUGUGUACCAACCGAUUGACUGUGGUGCCAAAACAGACAUCAACCUUCUCAAGUUAAUAGUUACUCUACUGCACAUGUAGAUGUACUGAACGUUCCUUAUGUGGAUAACAGGCCAAAUAGCACUGACCUAAGUUCACGUUGUCCUUCGUGAGUGAGAAGUAAUAUAGAAGCUAUUUUGAUAAUGUUCGACCAAUAUCUGUCAAAACAACUUUAACCAAACACUACACAACAUUGCCUGUGUUUAGUAAAUGUUAAUUAAUAUGAAUAUUAUGGAUUGACGUUGUUGUCAUGCUUUGAUAAGAAGUGUUAUUUCGUGUUUUAUGAGAACAUAAUGUAGGCUUUAUGAUGUGGAGUUGAGGUAAAAUGUUGCCUUUUUCUUCCUAUCUCAGUAAAUCCCAAUAAGUUGUGUAAUAUAUUGUUAUGACUACUAUUCUCAGGCCAACUGAAAUGUUUUUUAUUUUGGUCGUAUUAUUGUACUUCUUUCUCAUCUGUUUCUAACGCUUGACAAAAUCUCUUUUUUUUUAAACUUAUGAUGUAAAUGCUAAUUCUAAAGAAUCCUUUCUGGAUUGGACAGAUCUGAGCUUUCUGACCAAGUGUUAAAUAGUGUGAGGAGUAAAUUUACAGUAUGUAGUUUUUGGUUGACGCAGAGUCUUCCCUCAGACUGCUUGUCUGACCACACUCAUUGAUAUAUACUGAAAGAGUUACUGCUGAAAAAUGAGUUAUGUCUAUUGUUUGCACUUAACUCUCUACCACACUUUAACCAUCUCUCUCUCUCUCUCACCCUGCUUUGUUAAUCUGCAUCUGCAGUCUUUUUAUUCUCUAACUGUAACAAUAUUGCUAUAGUAAUAAUGGUAACAAUAACAUUAAUAACUAUGGUAUUAUCUAAUGCUUUAAAACACAACCCAAAGACAUAACAACACUGUAACUAUUGGUGCAUAAACCCCACAGAAACACUUGAUAAUGUAACAUUGAUUGUUAGAAAGAAAGAGUGACUGCUGUUAUCUGCCUUUUUACCAGGCCACUGACUGUAUAAUGAACCUCCAUGAAAACCAAAACCUACUUCUGUACUAGGAUGGGGAGCACAUCUCAAAGCCAAACGCUACAGGCACUAGGGCUCUCAACUAAACCUAGCCCUGACAGCACUCAGCAGGGAACCUAACCCAGUCUCUAGUGCACUAGCUUGGGAACUAACCCCAACCCUUUGGGCAGUCAGUAGGGAACCCAGCCCAGUCUCUAGUAGUUUAACUUGGGAACUAACCCCAGCCCUUAGGGCAGUCAGUAGGGAACCCAGCCCAGUCUCUAGUAGUUUAACUUGGAAACAAACCCCAGUAUGUAGGGCACUCCUUAGGGAACCAAAACCUGUCCCUCGUGCACUUAAUUGGAGUGUACUCAAUAGGGAACCAACCCCAGCCUUUGGUCUACUCACUAGGGAACUAUAUCAUAGCCAUUAUUGUGUGUAAAGCGGUUUCCCUCCUCAAUGUAAAUGUCUUUGUGAGCAGGUCAAAUGUUCAUUUGAGGACAUCCAGUUCGCUGCUAACAUGUUUUGUAAUACUUUCAUAACUACAAACUGUUAGAACACCCGUGAUGCUGUUUAUAACCUGACCUUGUGAUGUUAACAAAAAAUAUAUUGAUCUCUAGUAUUUACUCAUGCAGAUAUGUGUUACUCUGUGGAUGAGUGGUUUCGAAACAAAGAUACAAAGAAGAUACAAUGAUACUACAAAGAUAAGAUACGUCUAUACUAAAGAUGCUACAUAGACAUUGCUAUGGCAGAUUUCAUUGUAUCUAGCUGAGAAACCUUCCACUGGUAUGUUUACCAGUUGGUUUCUGCUCCUGUGUCCCUGGUUGGUUUUGCCAUGUAGGUAGCCAUGUAGGUAGCCAUGUAGGUAGCCAUGUAGGUAGCCAUGUAGGCAGCCAUGUUUGUCUCUGCUUUAGUCCAAGCGACAUUUGUCACCAUGUAGCCACAGUGGUUUGGUAGCCAUGUAGUCGUGUAGCUGCACGGAUUGGAGCCAUGUAGUAAUGUAGCGAUACUGUCACCCAAGCUAACCUUCCAAAGGAUGCGGACUCACCCUGCUUUCCCUUUAGCUCUAUAACUAACCAAUGUUUACCACAAUACCAAUGAUCUUUCUUCUCCAUCGAAUUUCCAAAUACUGUACCACUUGGCAGUUAUGUACAUAUCGUUGUUUUAUUCUUUUUCCUCAUUUUCUUAAUGACUGUACAAUGUAGAUAUUGUGUUGUUUACUGUUCCUGGAGGCUGUUGCCAUAGUGAUAACCAAAAGAUUCCUGUGUUGUGCACCUGUUCCAGGCUCCUGCUCCAGUGGUUUUGUUGGUUUGUUAUCCCCAGUUUUACGGAUGUGUGUUAUUUUACCUUCACCCUCCAUAGCCACUGAGGUAAAUAAAGU